Caenorhabditis auriculariae is the source of this 1597-nucleotide messenger RNA. NCBI's taxonomy places the organism in Eukaryota, Metazoa, Nematoda, Chromadorea, Rhabditida, Rhabditidae. The record is from the annotation of a GenBank genome assembly.
AUGCCUGGGAGUUGCUGCUUGGAGUUGAUGGUGGCGGUGGUGGAGAGACGUAGAGUCGACACCACGACCACCGCCAGAAGGAGACCAGUUCCUCCAAUGUGUGUGUGUGUGUGUGUGUGUGUGUGCUAUGAAGGAGGUUGGGGCAAAGAGGCUGGCCCCCGUGUGAUCUCAAUCGAUACGGACGGCAGCCACUCGGCCAGAACUAUAUUUGGAUCAGCAGCACCUCUUAUGAUCCAACUAUCAGGUAAGCCUGUGAAAUCGCGACCGUUUUCUGUGAAGUUAGCCUAUUCAGAUGAGAGAGCUAUAAGAAAAAAGAGAAUUGGGAAAAAAGUUGUAAAGGUCGCAACGAAAAGCCUCCUUGAUAUACCAAAUGAUACUGAAAUUAUCAACCUUCCUAACUUUCUGGUUAUUCAAGAGCUACUCCGAAUCUUUGGUUUUCUUUUUCUCAGAACUUAAAAGUUAUAAAGGUGAAGAUAUUCAUGAUUUUCACCUGGUAAAUCAAAUAAUUGCCUGGGCAGAUUUCAGAAAAUGCCCAAACAGAAUUUAAUCAUCUUUUUUUCAGAGCAAUCUGAAUUUAAAGCAUUCGAAAAACCAAGAACCAACUUCAGGACGUUCUAUAAAAGUUGCAACUUCUUCACCCUCAUCAAGAGCAAAACAGCAAAGAUAAAGAAAAACUUUUUGAUAAAUCAACAAACUUCGAGAAUUGACAGGACACAGUUAAAUUUCGUUUUCCUUCCGGAAUUUCUGUGCAAAUCGACUGACCGACCGCUCAAAAUAUAUAGAUCCUGUCUUGCCCAACACAAAAAGCACGUGAGAGCGCCGGCCUCCGAGAAAAAAAACCGGCUUUUCUCCAGUCAGACGUCACAUCACGCAAGUGCCUGACUAUCAUUUUUUCGACAAACCCUUACAUCAUUUCUUCGGGGAGACAAAAAAUAUCCGAGUUGAGAGAUCGAAAAAAAAUGAAAAAACUUCUUCGCUAUUUGAUCCAGAAGGUCCAUUUGAAAAAUAAAUCUGAAAACUUAAAAUGUGAAAAAAUUGAGAGACAAAAUUGAACACGCCCCGUCAUUAAAACAAAGCAUAAACUGAAAAUCUUUCUCUUAGAUCUAGGAUGUGCGAAAAAAAAAUCAAACGCUUCUUAACAUUUUGGUCAAGGCAGUGGCGAAAUGAGUCACUGAAAAAAAAUGAUGCGAAUAAAAACUAACUUCAUAAAAUCGGAAUUCGUUUUACUCCAAAACAGCUUCAGUUCAUUGACGAUUUGAGUCAUCAAGGAAAAUUUCGACAAGAGAUGACUCAUCGUGAUACCGUUCAGCCUAACCGGGUCUAGCCUUCCUAGCAUCGAUCUUAUAACAAACGCCGAAUAAAAAAAAACUGUGAAGUAGUGGUCUAAUUAACCCUCAACCGUUCACGAGACUUGAGAAAAGAUAAAUCUUUUAAGUCAAGUUCAGGUCGGCCCUGAUUUUUCAGCAAUCGUGUGACGCACUCGCGUUCUCACCGUUUGCGUCCCGGAGACAGCGCAAACAGUCAAAAAAACAGACGCCUGGACAAAAAAAACGAGGUUUAUGCUGGAAUGAAAUGGGCUAUCGCCGAACUGAAAUAG